AUGUUACUUUCUUACUUUAGCAUUUUUUCUGGUUUCACUAAUCAUUAUUGCAAAUUAUUCACUUGUCUUCAUCAAUCUAUUUAUUUGUUUUCGGAAGUAAAAAAUAGCUAUUCGACUCAUAUUCGCUUCUUACGAGCAUGUUGUCCAUUGAACUUCGGUUUCUAUGACACCGGCCCCAGUAGUUUUGAAAAUCUCUUGAAGGCCUUCAAGUUACACGACUUAUUUCACACGACAAGAAAACCGACAUCGAACUUAGUAAAAAUAUCCCCAAUUUUAGAAAUGGCUAGGGAAAAUUCUCCAUAUAUUCAUAUUGAAAGAACACUCUUAAUUAUUAAGCCGGAUAUUAUUAAUUAUGCAGAUAAAAUAGAAGAACUUAUCUUACAAAAAGGAUUCUUGAUAAUACAGAAGAGACGCGUUCAUUUGACACCAGAACAGGCAAGUGAAUUCUAUGCAGAACAUUACGGGAAAAUAUUUUAUGCAACAUUAAUUGCUUACAUUAGCAGUGGUCCGAUAGAAGUAUUAGUCAUAGCUAGAGAAAAUGCUAUAUCUAUUCUUCGUGAACUAAUUGGUCCACAAAAUGCAUUUAAAGCUAAGGCGACCGCACCUGAAAGUUUAAGAGCUAUUUAUGGUACAGAUGAUCAACAGAAUGGAAUACAUGCAAGCGACUCGUUUACAAGUGCUGAAAAGGAAAUUAGGUUCUUCUUCCCAGAUAGUAAGUAGCUUGAAUGAAGUUUUGUAUUUCUUUCUCACAAAUCUCACCAAACCCUUCAUACUACUAAUAAUUAUAUUCUUACUGAAACUAACUUUGAGGCGAUUUUCGGAGAUCCAGUGAGAAUCUAUGACUGAUGGAAUUGGACCUUGUCGAUAAUGAGAUAAGCACCAUUGAUAGUCACUCGAUAUUGGAGAGUGGCUUGGGUUGAAAACAUGAAUCCCUCGAUGGCAGUUCAGUAGUCUGAAGUCGGGGCGUUUCUGACGAGAACUGGAGGCUCUAUGUUUGACCCCUGGUAAGAUCGGCUAAAGAAGCUGACGAGGAGUCCCAGAUUAGAAUGCAAUGCCACUCCAGUGAUUUCCGAUUUUUAACAGCUUCCUAGCUAAAUCUAGCACCUGAUAUUAAAUAUAAACUAUUUUUACGUUAUGCUUACGUGGCGCCAAAGAAUCACUCAAAAGCUAACUUUAGUUCGUCAUUUUGCCUUAAAAUUGACAUAAUCCCAUUGACUUUUUGUUUACAUUUCAAUUUAUGUACAGUUCACCCACUUUUACAGCAAGAGAAAUAGUUACAGGCUACGUCAUUUGUGCAUUUGUAAGGAAAACCUUAGUUUAAGAUAAGAAUGCCAAGAUAACUCAAACUAGCUUUGAAACAAUGGAGGGUUGAUGACAAUAUGCCUUGAAUGGUCAAAGUUGACCGAGUUUAUCAACAGGAAACUGAAGCUAUAUUGAUGCGUACUGGUUUUUAUCCAUCAUAAAAGUUCAAAAUAUCUUGAAUAGAAAAUUUGCGUGAAUUAUAUGACUAACUAACAUACUGAUCCACGAUUCUCAGACUGUAAGACGGUUCUCUCAGUAUAAAAUAAAAUCCCGUGAAACCCGAAUUUUGUAGUAAAAAUCUACUUUUUCUUGUAGCACAUGUGUAUCGAUAAGUUUAUUUGAAGUUAAUGAAAUUUAUAAAGCCGUCUACAAAACUCGAUACUAGGCGUCAAAUCUACCUUUGGUAGCCACGUCAGUACUUCUCAGAUGAUAAAGUCAAUCAAAUAUGUAAUACAGCCAACAUACCUGAAGAUUUCACUCCCCACUUUUGAACUAGAUUUCAGUGCGGAACCAUCAUUUUACUGCUAGUUUGUAUGAACGUACGGGGUCUAAACCACCUAAAACAUGGAAACAGAAGGCUUUGGGAAGAGUACUUUCAAGAAUACAACAGGUAGAUUGACUAAUCAAAAUAAUUCAAACUUAAAAUAUAUGUCUAAACAAAGUCUUCAUAUUUUUGAAAUUGUGUGGGUACUUUUUCUCGCUCAACGUAAUGUUCUUAUUAUUGAAAUUACUCAUUUAUUUAGUGGUCGUUGCACCGAUUUCCGUUAGGCUUGCAGCAAAAGACUAUUUAGUUCGGAAUGUAAACCCAACUUUACUAAAAGGCUUGAUAGAACUAUGCAAACAAAAGCCUAAGGAUCCAGUAGUAAGUUGAUAUUUCUUGUCGUCUGUGCUUAUUGAUUUUUCCGAAGGUAUUUUCGAACCCACAUGAUAGUAUGUAAUAAAUACAGGCUUAUAAAAUUCUCACGUUUUUAAAUGAACUUGGGCUUCUUUGUUGGAAGCUUUAAUUUCUUACCGUUGAUUUACUAGACUGACUUAAUUAAUCAUCGAAACGUUUUUGUAAUAUUGAAAUGCAUUGAUUUGGAAGUUUACUUUUAUUCCGGUAUAGACUCAAUAAACACUAGGAUGGAGUAUGUAUCUAUUUAAUGAACUCUAAACAUCUUAGGAUUUAAAUCCUUAGUUCCAACAAUGACCAUCAUUAAAGUAAAAGUUCGGAUAAAAUAAUUGUAGUACUUGUAGUGGCAAAAUUGAAUCUGAAAAGUAAGGCAAACCGGGACUGCCACAACUACAUUGGGUAUGGUACUCUCAUUUUGUAGGUAAAAAACGAUUUCGCGUUUAAAACUAAGAGUGCUUGUAAAGAAUUAAUAGAUGACACAAUUCUUUUUUGUUUAAAAAUUAGGCAUUCAAUAAUAUCACAUUGAUCUUUGACAUUAAUGUAAUGAACGAGGCCGUCAAGUCGUCAAAAACAAUUCACGGAUAAGAUUACCUUACUGUUAUUAAGUUUUAUAUGAAUAUCAAACCUCAAUGGUGUUUUAUAAGCUCAGUUAAAUGGCAAGUCAAUGAGCUACUGGGAUGCCAUACUUUGUUUAGACGCAUGGUGACAUCUUUUAUCUGUGCAUCGAUGUUUCAGUGUAAUUAUAUUUUGACAUAUUGGGCGACUUCUUACUUACAUAAUGAUUUUGCGCUUGUGAGUAUCUCAAUGACUCAGAGAAAUCAUAUUCUGCUGCCAAAUAAAAACACAGCUCUCCACAAAGUUCACUAAUUUCAUAUGUAACUUCGGUAAAAUAUUUCCGUCCAUCUAUAAUUUUGUAAAUUAAAAUAUCCCAAUGAUAAAGAAAUAUCAAAUCGCUCUGAACAUUUUUCAACUAGGUUUCUUUCAUUAGCUUUCCAAUUACCAUAUAACUGAGAUUGAUACCCUAUACUAUUUUGAUCAUUUCUUCCAAAUAAAUAAAAAUUUCAGUUAUUAAUUGAGAUUCAUUUUAACGCUGUUAAGCCACAGGAUAUAGAUGUUAAUUCCACAAAAAUUGACUAAUAUUACUCAACGUCUCCUCAACCUUCAUGUACAUAAGAUACUUGAGAAUUUAAACAUUUGACAUUGAAUGAUUUUUAUUGAUAACAAAUACUUGUGUUUGAUUUUCUGAUUGCCUAGCUUUGGCUGGCCGACUGGCUGCUGGAAAAUAAUCCAAAUAAACCUCAUCCCAUCGACAUGGUCACCUCUUGAAACACUAAUAAGAAAAUUUCAAAGAACGUAUGAAGGAUGAUGAGGAUACAGAGUUUCCAAACAAACUUAUAGUCAUUGCUGAAAAUAAAUAUGUAAUUCAAUUUGUAAUGUUUCUUCAUAGUAAUGGAUGUAAAGCGAUAGUGGGUUAUGGUCUGGCGUGAGGAAUUCCGUGUUACCUGUAAUGUAUUUAUGAAUUGACGACUGGGCGAAAGCACAUCAUUGUUAUUUAAUUUAUAAAAGAGUACCAGCAAAUGAACACUUUGGAAUCAUUAAAUAAACAAUUUGCCAAAGCACUUUAACUUGC
Schistosoma rodhaini is the source of this 3824-nucleotide messenger RNA. The record is from the annotation of a GenBank genome assembly. NCBI's taxonomy places the organism in Eukaryota, Metazoa, Platyhelminthes, Trematoda, Strigeidida, Schistosomatidae.